CCUGCACGAGGCCCCGCCCCACCUGCGCGAGGCCAUCGCGGGGAGAUGGCGACUUCACCGGACGCUACCUCCUCUGCGCUGCCGCCCUCCCAGCUGCCCCCGGUGGUCCGCCUCAACGUGGGGGGGCUGCACUUCACCGCGGCGCUCGGCACCCUGCGCAGCGCCCCCGGCUCCCGCCUCAGCGACCUCUUCGGCGAGCCGCCCGGCCGCCCGGCCUCCCCGGGGGAGGCGGCCGCGGCCGCGGCCUGGGAGGGCCGCCAACCGCCCCUGCGGUUGGACGAGGAGGGCCGCGUGUUCCUGGACCGCGACGGCAGGCACUUUGGGCACGUGCUGGCCUUCCUGCGGGAGGGCGCCACGCCGCCGGCCGAGGCCCCCAACGGGCUCCGGGAGGCCCUGGCCGUCCACGCGGAGGCGACGUUCUGGGGCCUGGAGGCCAUGGCCAGGGCCCUGGAGGAGGCGCCGGCCCUGUUCGGCGAGAUGGUGGCACGGAGGCAGUUCUGCGCGCAGGUGCCCAGCUACCGCGAGAACAUCGAGAUCAUGAUCCGCGUGGCUCGCGCCGAGGCCCUGGCAUCCCGGGUAUCCCGAGUUCUGGUCCACGUGAACAAGAGCUCCGAACACGAGCUCCACGACCACCACCACCACCACCACGACGAUGGGGGUGCCAGGCGCGCACACGCUUGCUCUCUCCACGGGGAGCAGUACCUCGUCAACUUCGGACCCUGGAGUGUAGAGCCUGGGGUUCGGGACCUCCUCGAUUGUGUCAAGGUGGACGUGGAGGCACUGGGCUACCGCGUCACCUGGGAGGAGCGGCUGCCCCCACCGGGAGAGGGGGGUGGCGACCGGGGGGCGGGGCUCGCUGGGCUCUUCCGCGGGCCCCCGGCUCCCCCCCCAUCCUGCGGCCUCUACGAGUUCCUCUUCCACUGGUGGUGACCUCGGUGGGGGGCUCGUGGGGGGGGGGGAGGGGGGGG
This is a messenger RNA of Petromyzon marinus (sea lamprey), 968 nucleotides long. The record is from RefSeq and is a predicted model, not a curated record. Lineage: Eukaryota; Metazoa; Chordata; Hyperoartia; Petromyzontiformes; Petromyzontidae.